Messenger RNA from Lobosporangium transversale, 534 nucleotides. RefSeq lists its product as hypothetical. NCBI's taxonomy places the organism in Eukaryota, Fungi, Mortierellomycota, Mortierellomycetes, Mortierellales, Mortierellaceae. The record is from RefSeq and is a predicted model, not a curated record. The coding region runs from base 1 to 534 and encodes 177 amino acids. The transcript has 3 exons.
AUGCUUCGAGAUUACCUUAGGAAAGCUAGUAAGAUGUUGGGAAGGAACGUAGCCUCUGAAGAAGACCGUUUCAAAAUAGCUCUCCGCGUUUUACUUCGGGCCAUCAAACGUCGGCCCAAGCAUUACCAUCGAACAAUGAGUUCGAUAACUUCAAGCAGCGUCUACUCAAUGGAAAGGACCUUCGCCACAGAAUGGCUCAACAAAGGCGAUCGCAACGCCGUAGAACCGAAAGGACCACAUAGAAACCAGUUCCGGCUCAUCUUUUCCGACAAGUUGAGCAUAUUGAAUGGACGCACAGUUGAUAUCAGUACCUGCCGUCAGCACGAUAGGCGAGGCCUUAAGCAUCCACCACGUCGGAGAAAGGCAAAAAAGAAGUCGAUCACAGCUACAGCUAUCAAGGCCUUAACAAUUGGAUCCCUCAAGGCUUCUAUGGCAAGAAUAGGCGGACUGGACGCAGAUGAAAGAAAUAAUAUUGCAAGCCAAAUCCGAGGGACAGUUGUUGUCCUUAACCGACUACGUCGCUAUGCAUACUGA